UAAAAGGAAAGAAGGUUCGUGGUUCCUAUCCCUUCCUUUCUGCAGAAUCAGAUAAACCAAAUUGCAAGUCACUCAUGAAUCAUAUUACCCUCUCUCUUCACUAUUGACUAUUGACUUCUCCAACCGAUCCAUUCUUCUCUCAAUUUUUCGCUUUCCACAGAUGGCAAGUGGGUUUGGGGAAUCAGCAGGCAGGUCACCCCCAAGCCCUUCCUACUUCAGCAACAAUAAUAACAAUGAUGCUGCCAAUUUUGAAUGCAACAUUUGCUUUGAAUUAGCGCAAGACCCCAUAAUUACUUUGUGUGGUCAUCUUUUCUGCUGGCCUUGUCUUUACAAAUGGCUUCACCUUCACUCGCAGUCGCGAGAAUGCCCUGUGUGCAAGGCUCUUGUGGAGGAGGAGAAGCUGGUUCCCUUGUAUGGGAGAGGAAAGACUUCGACUGAUCCAAGAUCAAAAUCUAUUCCAGGUGUUAAUAUCCCGCACCGUCCGGCUGGUCAGAGGCCUGAAACUGCUCCUCCACCCGAAACAAAUCAUUUUCAUCAACAUGGAUUUGGAUUUAUGGGUGGCUUGGGAGGUGGAUUUGCACCACCCCCGGUGGCAACCACAAGAUUUGGGAAUUUCGCAUUGUCUGCGGCUUUUGGUGGUUUUAUUCCGUCCUUGUUCAACUUUCAGUUGCAUGGUUUUCAUGAUGGGGCCAUGUAUGGGGGAGCAGCUGGUUUCCCACAUGGAUUUUCUCAUUCAUUUCAUGGUGUUCAUGCUCAUGGAUAUCCCCUGCGCACACAUCAAGGGCAACAAGAUUAUUAUCUGAAGAGGCUGCUUUUAUUUAUUGUUGUCUGUGUUCUUCUUGCUUUUGUUUGGCAAUAGAUUGGGUACAAUCUAAGACAGCUAGCAGAAUCAGACUUCUUCUCUGAUAGAUUUUCUGGUGCGCUCUUUAUUUUUUAACUAAGGAGUAAGGAUAUUUGUUCAUAUAAUAAUAUUGUCUUAUUACUCUUAUAGGCACUUGAUUUGCACAGUAUCCAUGUGCGAAAAUUCAUAUAUGAAGGAUGGGAAGCACCAAACCCAUAGAUAUAAAUUUAAUGGUUGUUAUACAGAGUUUGAGACUACUAUAUAGCUGAACUAGUGAAGUUAUGCUCUUGCAUUUUUUUU
Cajanus cajan (pigeon pea) is the source of this 1141-nucleotide messenger RNA. RefSeq lists its product as uncharacterized. Gene Ontology annotation, biological process: ubiquitin-dependent protein catabolic process. Lineage: Eukaryota; Viridiplantae; Streptophyta; Magnoliopsida; Fabales; Fabaceae. Gene Ontology annotation, molecular function: ubiquitin protein ligase activity; metal ion binding. Gene Ontology annotation, cellular component: endoplasmic reticulum. The record is from RefSeq and is a predicted model, not a curated record.